GAGGACUUUAAAAGGCAAAAGUCAGACAGAGACAGAGAGAGGAAUACCACACGUUCAUCUGAAAAACACUUUGAGACUUCGACAGAAGUAACUAACUAAAAUGGCAGACGUAGCCAUUCCCAAAGCCGCUCCUAAAUUCAAGCAGAGGGCCAUGCGCACCUUCAAGAGCAAGGCACCCAAACCAGGCCAGAAGGGAUUCGGAGACGACAUCCCCGGCAUGGAGGGUCUCGGCCCAGACAUCACAGUCUGUGGGAAGCCUUCGGGGACAUGGAGCUCAGCGACCUGGCCAAAUAUGAAAUCGUCUAGCCCCGAGUUUUCACAGUUCUCGUAGCAGCUGAAAUCUUGUUCAUUUAAUCUUGUUGGCUCCAGAGAGGCUAGAGCUUUUGAUCAUUGAAAGGUGUAACCUGAAAACAAAAGUAAAAAUCCAGCACUAUCUCUUUA
Molecule: messenger RNA, 441 nt
Organism: Eleginops maclovinus (Patagonian blennie)
Lineage: Eukaryota; Metazoa; Chordata; Actinopteri; Perciformes; Eleginopidae
Product: retinal cone rhodopsin-sensitive cGMP 3',5'-cyclic phosphodiesterase subunit gamma-like
Exons: 3
Coding region: 101-331 (76 amino acids)
Biological process (GO): positive regulation of G protein-coupled receptor signaling pathway; positive regulation of epidermal growth factor receptor signaling pathway; visual perception
Cellular component (GO): photoreceptor outer segment membrane
Molecular function (GO): 3',5'-cyclic-nucleotide phosphodiesterase activity; cGMP binding
Source: RefSeq, a predicted model, not a curated record